Molecule: messenger RNA, 2166 nt
Organism: Syngnathus typhle (broad-nosed pipefish)
Lineage: Eukaryota; Metazoa; Chordata; Actinopteri; Syngnathiformes; Syngnathidae
Product: transmembrane protein 79-like
Exons: 5
Coding region: 537-1838 (433 amino acids)
Biological process (GO): regulated exocytosis
Cellular component (GO): lysosomal membrane; trans-Golgi network membrane
Source: RefSeq, a predicted model, not a curated record
UUCAGCUGUGUCUAUCAAAACAAAAGCAGCCUGUAAAAAUAAGUCUUCAUGUAUCGCCCCACGGCUGCAGGAAAGAGCCAACAGUGCAGCAAGUGGAAAAGCUUUGCAAAACAGUUCUGUUUCCAUCUGUCCAGUUGUUGCAAACCAAGUUUCAUUGCUCUUGCUUAAUUGUAAUCCAAUAACUACGACACCAAUGCUGACAACUAGAACACGGCUAUAAAAGUGAACAUCUAGACUGUGAGUCUCAAACUGGAAGUUAAGUGCUUACCCUCCUGCUGCAUCUCCUCUGCUUUAUUUGCUCCAUAUGGUGUUUGACAUGGUACCCGGCAGGGAAGGGAAGGAGGGGGGUGCAAUGGGCGGAGGGAAAGCCUAGUAUUUUGUCCGUCCUGAAAUUUGAUUCACAACUUCAGGAUCCUGGAAGACAAAAAGAAAAGCAAGAGGGGGAGGGAAGAAAGGUUUUCUUCUUCUAACCACCAGAGGCGUAAACUCAACAAACAGCCGACAACCUACUGGAAAAAGUGCCAGGCUGUGCGACUAUGAACACGUCAGGGCUUAAGGCCGGCGACGGGCAGAACGCAAAGGAGCUCGACAGCGUGAAGGAAUCCAUCAGUGACAUCAUCAAUCAGCUUCAGGACAUCGACCCUGCUAGGCUGUCUUUCUCCCCCUUCCUGGACCUGGACACACAGAUCUGCAUGGCACCCGUGUCAGACAGUCCAGAGUCCUCGGUGGAGGAGCUGCACUCGUCCUCCCACUCGGCCUCCGGCUCGCAGCGUUCCCUGGAGCCUCUACCGUCGGCUGAGGAGGCAAAGGACUCGGCCUCCAGCCACCAGCAGCCCAGCAAUGGCCUCCACGAGGAGAAAAGGAGACACGGCCACACAGAGGAGGGAGCGCUGGAUCAAACUCUUUCCACUCCGAUCACCGCAGAGCGUAAUUUGGCCGGCGCCACGGAAAACUGCAUCAAGGCUCCAACUCUGAUGUCUCAGGGAGACAUCCCUAACGGCACAAACACACCAAAAUGGAGUCCAGAAUCCCCUUGUCUGAGCUGUACGGGGGAUGAAGGUCGACCCUUGAUGGCUCCACCGCCGGAUAGCGUGGAGCUGACGGUGUGGAGCCCGGAGCUGGACACUCGCGAGGACGCACACGAGGAAUCCGCCGGUGGCGGUCGGUGCUGCUGCGUGUGCAAAUGCUGUCAGAGCGGCCGAGUCCCCGCCUUCCUCUCGGUUCUGGCUUCUUUUCUGUGUGCGUCGGCCAUUCUCUACGCGCUCCAUAGCUACGUCCACGUUCAGCUCCCCGACUGCCCCGACGUGACCAGCCGGGUGGUCUUCACCCUCUGCUGCUGUGUGGUGGCUACAGUACCCGUUGUACUCGCAAUGCUCUUGGGUGCAAUGUGCCGCUUCUGUAGCGCCUCGUUCGGUUUGCACGACUCACCUCCCCGAAGACACGCAAUUCAGCAGCGCUUCGUGACUGCAUCCCUGCAGUUGUUAUUCCUCUACGUCCUCAAUCUUCUCGUCAUGGCGGCCUUUAUCCCUCAACAGCAGCUCAAAUUGGUACCAAUGUUGGUCGCCAUGUUCAUUCUGGGAAGGCUUGUCUACUGGGCCAGCUUGAAUGCGUGCAGCUCCUGGCGAGGCUUCGGCUCCGGCCUGACCGUCUUCCCGCUCAUGGCCUUGCUGGUUUACAAUUUUUUUCUCCUGUACAACCUGUACCGCAGAGAGUCGCUCCUUCCUUCCCAGGACAUUUUUUUUAAUCAGGUCACCACAUCUUCUCGGUUGGGGGAGACGACACAGAGCCCGAGUGGCACAGCAGACGCGCUGGCCGCAAACUUCCUGAACUCUCAGUGAGGACAUGUGUGCUCUUCUUCCAGAAGGAAAUCUCUUCAAAAAUAAGUCAUUCCUGUGGUCCACAGUCCGGCAAAGCUAAAGGAGUUGCCACGAUAACCUCUCAGUUCUUGAUGGCUUCAAUGAUUUAACUCUAGUAGACUGUUUUUUCUUUUUUAAUUUUAUUGUUUAUUAUUUGAAACUCAAGAGCUCUUUGCCAGCUUUCGAUGGGGGCAAGCACUCCAACAAGUCCUUUCAAGCUACUCCAGUACAAAUGUCUUCAAUUCUCAUGUUGCUUAAAAAAAAAAAAAAAGCAAAAGUGACGAGUUUGUAAAAAGUUUGUGUAUAUGAA